Messenger RNA from Daphnia pulicaria, 2219 nucleotides. RefSeq names its product prolyl 4-hydroxylase subunit alpha-1-like. Gene Ontology annotation, cellular component: endoplasmic reticulum. Gene Ontology annotation, molecular function: iron ion binding; protein binding; procollagen-proline 4-dioxygenase activity. Gene Ontology annotation, biological process: peptidyl-proline hydroxylation to 4-hydroxy-L-proline. The record is from RefSeq and is a predicted model, not a curated record. The transcript has 13 exons. The coding region runs from base 246 to 1883 and encodes 545 amino acids. Lineage: Eukaryota; Metazoa; Arthropoda; Branchiopoda; Diplostraca; Daphniidae.
AGACACAGAUGUUUCGUUAAGUGUGUACGUGAUUCUGUGCUCUCAGUUGGUUGAGAGUUUUUACGCCGACAGAUUCACAUUCGCUGCCAUUUUUUAACCGUAAAUUUUGUUGCUCGUUAGCCUUACGAGGCGUAGGGCGGGUCAUUAAUGCAAUCAAAAAAUCUCGUCAUUUAACAAUCUGCCAUAAUUUUGAAACUAGCCAUAAAUCCUUUGUGUACGACGGUUUCCCGUUGAAAAGCAUCAACAUGCAUAUCAUCACCUGUGUACCAGUACUUUUCCUUCUUAUGCAAUCAAAUGCUGUUUUUGGUGAAGUGUUUACUGCCUUGGCGGACAUGGAGGGUCUCGUAUCAACUGAGUUGGAACUUGUAAGACACCUUGAUAACUACAUCCAAGCUGAAGAGAUCAGGUUAAAGCGCCUGAGAGGAUAUCUUGAAGAUUAUGAAAGCAUGUAUCAGGAGGCCAGUGCUGAUGUGUCAAAGUACUUGGCCAACCCUAUCAAUGCCUAUUUGCUUGUUAAACGCCUGACCUCUGAUUGGAAGCAGGUAGAAGGAGUCAUGACCCAAAAUGUUGGCCCUGCCUUCAUUCAAAACAUUACUCAACAUCGUAGUGUGUUGCGCUUCCCAUCUGAUGAGGACUUGAAUGGAGCAGCAGCAGCCCUGAUGAGACUCCAAGACACUUACAAGCUGGAUACCCAUGCUUUGGCCGAAGGAAAGCUGCUGGGGAAGAAAUAUUCUCGUCAGCUAACCGCUGGUGAUUGUUGGGAACUUGGUCGGCAGUCUUACAACAACGGCGAUCACUACCACACUGUUUUGUGGAUGGGAGAGGCUUUGAACAAGUUUGAAAGUGAGUCAAACAAGACUGUCACUCGUCAAGAUAUUCUCGAAUAUUUGGCUUUUUCAACAUUUAAACAAGGAAACGUCAAGGAAGCUCUUCAAUUGACUCAUGAACUUCUCAAGCUUGUUCCGUUCCACCAACGCGCACUCGGCAACAAAAAGUACUACGAAGAUCUCCUUCGUCAGCAGGGAGUCAUUCAGCGACGUGGAGAGACUGGAGAUGAGGAUAACGUGGUCAUGGAUGAACCGUUCAACACUGCCAACUUGAAGCUAACAAAACCCAGUGACCAACUACCUGAACGAGAGAACUAUGAAAAGCUGUGCAGAGGUGAAAAGUUGAUGGAUCCUAAAAUCGAAGGCCGUCUUCGCUGCCGUUAUGUAACCAACAAUGUGCCCUACUUAUACAUUCAACCCGUUAAGAUGGAGGAGGCUUUCCAUAAACCUCUUAUCGUCAUUUACCACAAUGUUAUUAACGAUGACGAGAUCGAAACCGUGAAAAAGAUGGCUCAACCAAGGUUUAAGCGAGCAACUGUACAGAACAGUGUAACUGGUAACCUCGAGCCAGCUAACUACCGUAUUUCAAAAUCCGCCUGGUUGAAAAGCGAAGAACACGAUCAUGUUUUCAAGGUGACCCGUCGUGUUGGUGAUGUAACCGGACUCGAUAUGGCCACAGCUGAAGAUCUCCAAGUAGUCAAUUACGGCAUUGGUGGGCAUUACGAGCCUCAUUUUGAUUACGCUAGGCCUUCGGAGGUUAAGGCCUUCCAAGGACUCGGCACUGGCAAUCGCAUCGCGACCUGGCUGAUGUAUAUGAGCGAAGUCGAGGCCGGUGGCGCAACUGUCUUCCCCAAACUUAACCUGGCUCUGUGGCCACAGAAAGGAAGUGCUGCCUUUUGGUACAAUUUGCAUCCCAAUGGUGAGGGUAACGAGUUGACUCGCCAUGCCGCUUGUCCCGUCCUUACUGGAUCCAAAUGGGUAUCUAACAAAUGGAUUCACGAACGAAAUCAAGAAUUCCGUCACCCAUGCGGUUUGAGAUACGACACCGACAUGUAAUGAACUAGUAAAAAAAAAAUUCUUCAGCAAUCUCAAGUCUUUCUUCUACUCACUGUUCUUCUCUGCCGCGACAUAACCUUAUCUCUACUUGAAAUUGAAAGCUCGCGAAACCAAAUUUUUUCUUUUAUUCCUAUAUUUACGAUUAUUGGUUUCACGUUUUCCUAUGUUGCGCUCUUCUUGAUUGUCGGCAUCAUCUCUAAUUCUGAUAAAUGACCAACGUUCGUUGAUGGGGGUCCUUUUUUUCUCCAUGAAAAUUUCUGCGGGAUCGGAUCAUAUUUUUGUUCAUUUUUUUUGUCUAUCCACAAGUGUCUAAUACAGUGUGCCAUGUCAAACGCG